AACAACAACAAACCCACAAACGCAAACAACUUGAGUGCAACCCAGCCACCAACAACAACAACAUAAAUCCACCCAGCACCACAACAACCAACCGCAACACCACAAAUCCUCCACCAUGCAGGCCAUCAAGUGUGUCGUCGUCGGCGAUGGUGCCGUCGGUAAGACUUGCCUCCUCAUCAGUUACACAACAAAUGCCUUUCCCGGCGAAUAUAUUCCCACCGUCUUCGACAAUUACUCAGCCAAUGUGAUGGUCGAUGCGAAACCAAUUAAUUUGGGACUCUGGGAUACGGCCGGUCAAGAGGAUUACGAUCGUUUGCGACCACUUUCCUAUCCGCAGACAGAUGUCUUCCUUAUAUGUUUUUCGCUGGUGAAUCCAGCCUCUUUCGAGAACGUACGCGCCAAAUGGUAUCCCGAAGUACGUCAUCACUGCCCCAAUGUACCGAUCAUAUUGGUCGGCACGAAGCUGGAUUUGCGCGACGACAAGGCGACCAUUGAGAAAUUGAAGGAGAAGAAACUGACGCCCAUUACAUAUCCGCAGGGUUUGGCUAUGGCCAAGGAGAUCGGUGCUGUUAAGUAUCUGGAAUGUUCGGCGUUGACGCAGAAGGGCUUGAAGACGGUCUUCGAUGAGGCCAUACGUUCGGUGCUGUGUCCGGUGAUGCGGGUCAAGCGUUCGCGCAAAUGUGCGCUGUUGUAAGUGCUACUAAUGGUGGUGUGUGGACGGACGCAGUGCGGCGAAGGUGUUGCCAACUUUUCAAGUGUAAGAUGUUUUGACGAAUUAGGCAAAAUCGCUUCGGCUUCUUGUUUUUUUUAAUAAUUUUUUGAAGAUCUAAAGACAAAUUUUGCAUGCAAUGAGUGUGUUUCUAUUAUUUUAGAAGCAAUGCUUUUACUUUUAGUACAUAUUGUUGUGUCUAUUAUGCUUUAGAAAUAUGUAAUAUGUCUGAUAGAAGCAGAAAGAAAGAAAGAAAAAACAGAAAGCGCAAAAAAAUAAAACUUAUUUAAGAAAAUGAAAAC
Messenger RNA from Bactrocera tryoni, 1011 nucleotides. RefSeq names its product ras-related protein Rac1-like. The coding region runs from base 116 to 694 and encodes 192 amino acids. NCBI's taxonomy places the organism in Eukaryota, Metazoa, Arthropoda, Insecta, Diptera, Tephritidae. The transcript has a single exon. Gene Ontology annotation, cellular component: cytoskeleton; plasma membrane; cell projection. Gene Ontology annotation, molecular function: GTP binding; protein kinase binding; GTPase activity. Gene Ontology annotation, biological process: small GTPase-mediated signal transduction; regulation of actin cytoskeleton organization; establishment or maintenance of cell polarity. The record is from RefSeq and is a predicted model, not a curated record.